Messenger RNA from Aplysia californica (California sea hare), 2140 nucleotides. RefSeq names its product tricarboxylate transport protein, mitochondrial. The record is from RefSeq and is a predicted model, not a curated record. NCBI's taxonomy places the organism in Eukaryota, Metazoa, Mollusca, Gastropoda, Aplysiida, Aplysiidae. Gene Ontology annotation, biological process: mitochondrial citrate transmembrane transport.
GUGCCAUAACAGGAGGUCUGGAGAUCUGCAUCACUUUCCCCACCGAGUACGUGAAGACACAGCUGCAGCUGGACGAGAAGUCCGGAGCUCAGAAACGCUACAAGGGUCCCGUGGACUGUGUCAAGGUCACUGUCAGGGAACAUGGCGUCCGUGGGUUGUACAGGGGACUCAGUGUUCUGCUCUACGGCUCCAUACCCAAGUCCGCCGUCAGAUUCGGCUCUUUCGAAGAAUUCAAGAAACAACUGGUCGGUGCUAACGGAACCCUGAAUGGUCAACAGCGGUUGUUAUGUGGCUUAGGGGCGGGUGUGUCAGAAGCCAUUUUCGCAGUGACCCCCAUGGAGACGGUCAAAGUGAAGUUCAUCAACGACCAGACGUCGGCCAAGCCACGCUUCAAAGGUUUCUUCCACGGUGUGCGGGUCAUCGUAGCGGAUUUCUACAAGGGCACCGUACCGCGGCUGAGCCGUGUGACGCUGGACGUGGCUAUCACCUUCAUGAUCUACGACAACUUCAUGCACUUCUUCAACAAGGUGUGGAAAACCUAAGAGCCUCUCUCUCGGAGACUUUAGGAAUACCACAUGAUAGCAAUCUUUUUUUUCUUCUUCCCCCCCAUAGUUGUAUGUUUUUGCUGGCGUUUUUUUAAAAACAGAAUGACAGAUUAUGAGAUAGUUUGUAUCACGAGGGAUGUUUUUUUAAAAACAAAGUGACAGAUUAUGAGAUAGUUUGUAUCACGAGGGAUGUUCUUUUUUUUGCGGUUUGUUGGAUGACAAUGUUUCCUGGCGUACAGGCCUACUGAGUUUGUAUAAAUUACAAUUAUGUAGCCAUAAUUUUCCAUCGAUUUUUAUUCGUUUGCCUUUAUGCAAUAACUGCCUGCUUGAUUGUGUAUGCUUUAUUCCUCAAUUUUACAUUCGCAAUUUUAUUCUCCGUCUAUGUGCCAGGUGAACUGGCGCCAUGUUGUUGUUGUUUACUCGACACGUUGACCUUGUGAUAAGUUUUGUUCAAGUUCAUUUGGUGUCGUUAAUAUGAAGUUCACUUUCAGAAUUAAGAUAACAUAAGAUAAGGUAAUAUUUUAUUAUCCCAGAGGGACAUUUUUCUUGGCUGUGCAGGACGGUAAAAACUCAUGCAGGUAUACAUGAAAAAUUUAAAUUAUAUAUCACUCUCAUUAAAAUUCAAUAUGAAAAGAGAAGUAAGCCUGACAAAAUGUACAUUCACAUCAAAUGCAUCAUUCAACCACGUGCAGGAAUUUUAUUACAAUUAUUGAAAACUACAGCGGGGAUCUGCCGAUUGGAGGUGUAGUAUUGACAAACUGUGUGAGUUAACCAAAAAAAACGAACUAUCUAUCGGUAAUUAAUAGGCAUCUUUUUAAUACUUUGCCACCUCGUUUCGCCAAUUGGCGAUGUUUACCGCCCAGUUUCUUUUGAUUUUCCCCAAAAUAUGAUGGCAAAGUGUUAAACAAAAGAAAGUAUGACAUGUUGUUAAAGUUGAAGGGCACAGUAUGAUAGUAUGUAUGGGACAGUAUUAUACGUUUUCAUAUAUAUAUAUAAAAUAAUAUUCCUCCUGCUGAACCAUCCAUCCAGGCCCUGUUCUGCAUCAGAACAAGAUUCCUCGGUGUCUUGAGUGUUUUGCGUUAAUAAUAAUGGUCGGUGCUGACCUACGGUUACCGCAGUGCUCAAAAUGGAACUUUUAUUCAUCAUUUCUUUUUUUUUUUUAUUUUUUUUAAAUGACAGACAGAAGUGAGAAGGGUGGGGGAGUUAGGAUCUACUAAAUCCCCAUUACAUACAGAACGUUAUCAUGCUUAGUUUUUGUUUUUGAAAUGUUUUUUUUGCAUGUUUUUGUGAUAUUCAGAAGACAAAUCUUAUGUUUUGAUUGAGAUUGUGGUGUGUGGGAAAAAAAUGUAUGUGGGAAAAAUUGUUGUGGCAAAAUCUCAACGUCUUUGGAACUGCCAAAAUUGAAGUUGUAGACAUCACUGGUAGCUCCUCUCUGAAGAUGCCAUUUUCUAGAUGUGUGUGUGUGUGGUGUAUUUAUACAUACUUGCAUAAAUGUUUGUGUAUAUAUAAUAUGUACGCACACAUGUAUUCAUACUUAUAUGCUCAGAAUAACGAGUAAUAAUAUUAUAGAGAAGGCGGUGACAUUUUAGAAAAAA